Arabidopsis thaliana (thale cress) is the source of this 845-nucleotide messenger RNA. RefSeq names its product Polyketide cyclase/dehydrase and lipid transport superfamily protein. The coding region runs from base 126 to 593 and encodes 155 amino acids. The transcript has 2 exons. Gene Ontology annotation, biological process: defense response. The record is from RefSeq and is marked reviewed. NCBI's taxonomy places the organism in Eukaryota, Viridiplantae, Streptophyta, Magnoliopsida, Brassicales, Brassicaceae.
GAGUUUGUGUAUAUAAGCGAAGGGGGAUGCUUUAGUUUUUGUACACCUCCAUAGAAAAUAAACAAUUGGCAUUUGCAUAAACACUUUCAAAAACAAGUAAUCAAAAGUAUUUUAGAAGCUUCAUCAUGGCGACGUCAGGUACAUACGUGACAGAAGUUCCUCUGAAAGGGUCAGCGAAGAACCACUACAAGAGGUGGAAGAGCGAAAACCAACUCUUCCCUGACGCCAUUGGCCAUCAUAUCCAAGGUGUCACCGUUCACGAGGGCGACUGGGACUCCCACGGGGCCAUCAAGUCCUGGAACUACACAUGCGAUGGGAAGCAAGAGGUGUUCAAGGAGAAGAGGGAGUUAGACGACCAGAAGAUGGCGGUGACGUUUAGAGGGCUGGAUGGUCAUGUGAUGGAGCAGCUUAAGGUGUAUGACGUCAUCUUCCAAUUCGUCCCUAAGUCUCAGGAAGGUUGCGUCUGCAAAGUCACUAUGUUUUGGGAGAAGCGCUACGAAGACUCUCCAGAGCCCAUCAAGUACAUGAAGUUCGUCACGAGCUUGGCUGCUGACAUGGAUGACCACAUUCUCAAGAACCAGAGCAAGGCUUAAUCAUCAUAGUGACCAUACUUAUGAAGAUAAAAAUAAAUAAAGAAACAUCCUAAUAUAUAUGUGUGUGUGUCGUUUGUGUUUGUCUUGUACAUGAUGAAACCGCCUCCUUGUCUUGUGUACAUUUUAUGCUGAUAAUAAUGGCGGUACGUCUUGUAAACUUAUGCAUGUAUCAUCUCUGUCUUUGAUGAUUUGAUGUUGUUAUGGUGUAGUAUUGGUGUUCGUAAUAUAUAAAGAGCACAAUAUUAGGAUGUA